AUGCCGUAUCUACCAACCUCGCAGGAAUACCUAGAGCAGUCAGCGCUCCUGCUGCACGCCUAUCCCGACACGACUCGAAUAACAACAAAAUACUCCUACCCCACCUCCAAAAAAUCCUCCGCCGCACAACCCACCUCCGCACAAUCAAAACCCUCCGCGCCAGGUGCCUCGACAACACCGACACAGAAGCAAACACAAUCACAAUCACAAACGACUGCAACCCUAACCCUCAAAACCUUCCAUCCGGCCAGCGGCAUCUGCCUCAAAUAUCGCACAAACAAAGCUGCGGAAAUCGGCCGGCUAAUCGCAGGCCUAGGGAAAUUGGCGAGCGGCGCGCCAGAUACUGAGACGGCGGUAGCAGCGGUCACGGGCGCGGAUGCGGCCGCGGCCAGCAGUGUCGGCAUGGCGGGGGAUGCGGAGAUGGUAGAUGCGUCUGCGCAUGCAGCCACGCUGGGACCUGGCAACGGUGGAGGUAAAUCAAAGAAGAAGACCAAGGGAAAGAAGUAG
Molecule: messenger RNA, 507 nt
Organism: Histoplasma mississippiense
Lineage: Eukaryota; Fungi; Ascomycota; Eurotiomycetes; Onygenales; Ajellomycetaceae
Exons: 2
Coding region: 1-507 (168 amino acids)
Biological process (GO): SRP-dependent cotranslational protein targeting to membrane
Cellular component (GO): signal recognition particle, endoplasmic reticulum targeting
Source: RefSeq, a predicted model, not a curated record